This is a messenger RNA of Cricetulus griseus (Chinese hamster), 3966 nucleotides long. Lineage: Eukaryota; Metazoa; Chordata; Mammalia; Rodentia; Cricetidae. The record is from RefSeq and is a predicted model, not a curated record.
GAUACGGGUGUGGGCAAAUCAAGCAUCGUAUGGCGGUUUGUGGAAGACAGUUUUGAUCCGAAUAUCAAUCCAACCAUAGGGGCAUCUUUUAUGACCAAGACUGUCCAGUACCAAAAUGAGCUCCAUAAAUUCCUAAUCUGGGAUACAGCUGGACAAGAACGACUUCAUUGCUUCUUCCCUCUGCAGUUCCGUGCAUUGGCACCGAUGUACUAUCGAGGGUCAGCAGCGGCCAUCAUCGUUUAUGACAUCACAAAAGAAGAGACAUUUUCAACAUUGAAGAACUGGGUGAGAGAACUCCGACAGCAUGGCCCCCCUAGCAUUGUUGUUGCCAUUGCAGGGAACAAAUGCGAUCUCACUGAUGUCAGAGAAGUCAUGGAGAGAGAUGCUAAGGACUACGCCGAUUCCAUUCAUGCCAUCUUUGUAGAGACCAGCGCAAAAAAUGCGAUAAACAUAAAUGAACUGUUUAUAGAAAUUAGCCGAAGAAUUCCAUCCACGGAUGCCAACCCGCCGUCUGGCGGCAAGGGCUUCAAACUCCGAAGACAGCCAUCGGAGCCAAAGCGAAGCUGCUGCUGACGACCCAGGGCCCCACACUGAUGAAGAAGCAGGUGGUCCUGGGUGUUGCAGGAGGGCCAGUCCUUGCCUCUGGCAGCUGCAUCAUGCCCUGGAGUCUUCUUCAUGCAAAAAGGACUCAGAGGAGCUGGCUGCUGGGCUCUCUGAGAAGACUGCAGCAGGCGUCUCCUCUGCAGACCUCUGGUGCAGACUCUGGCGUGGAGAGGGACCACAUCACUGGCUGUUGACCUAGCAUCUGAUGUGUGGAUGGUAGGAUGGAGUUGCUGGUACUUUUGUAAUCAGGAUGCCAUGUAUCAUCUGUAAAGGGAAAUGAGCACUUUUGUGGAUCGGAAGGGAAAAGGCUGUGGAGAUGGUCAUCUCCUUGACCCUUGUCCCUGGUGUCAGCGUCGAAUCCUUUAAGAUGUGGAAAGUGAUCACUAGCGGAGGAAUGGGUGUCCCCGGGACAGUCCCCACCAUCUCUAAAGCACUUUGAUGCACAGUAAAUGAACACCGAGGUGGCAGCCACCUGGUUCCCCUUGUUCGCAUACUUCUGAUGACCCUGUAUGUGUCACCCACACCUUAGUUUUAUCAUUACCUUUCUAAAUAAGCUCUCGAGGUCCAGGUGAUGGUGUGUCUAAACUGAUGAGGAGCAGUGGUUUAAAAAGAAGAGGGAAAGAACAAAGAAAAUGUUAUUUUGGUUUUUUGGCCCAGGUAUUUUGGUGGGGGGAAAAAUGUGCUCUGCCUAGCAUAUGUAAAUUUGUAGUCUAUAUUUAUGAGACCAUUGCUUAAAAAUUAUAAAUUAUGUAAAUACAUUAAUAACUUCUGAGUUCUGUUUAGUACUCCAUUUAGCCCUGUGCCCCGUCUUCAUGUGUGCCCGCCGACUUUCCAGUUGGUCACAGGAGGUGUGGAAGUGCAUUCACCUUGUGCAAAGGCAUGGAGCACUUAGCUCACAGCUUCCGUCUUCCUCCCUUGCCCCUCUGCCUCCCACCUGGAGAUGGUAACAAAGACUUGUGCCUCCCUAACAAGCCUGGUCAGUCCUUCCUAGCCUGGGGCCAGUGAGUGAGUGAGAGAGAGAGAGCCCUACACCGCCCAUCAGUCACUACCUGGCCUUGCAGUGGCGAGCUCAGAGCAACUGUGUUGGGUGCUUUGCUUGCUGACAGCCGGCUCACCUCGCCCUCCUUUGUUUCCUCCUGCCUCCGCUAGUGCUUUGCACUCUUUUCCCUAAGGAACCUAAUGAGGUUCUUAAUAUAAUCUAAAAAUAAAGCCCCCAAGUGAAACUGCUGGAGAUUUGUUUCUGGCCUAAUUUGGCACCCUUCCAGCCCGAGUAUUGUAACGGAAGGAAAUUUACAAGAUUAAAUAGGAAAUGAAACAGCUUGAAUUUCAAACCAAAUUGUGUUUUCAGAGCUGUCCUUAACUGAACAGUCAAAACUUUUCAAAAACAAUUGUUACCACUUUGUGCCCCUCCUCUGCAUACUUAGAAUGGAGAGUUUUGAGGGAGGGGCAGCCGAGAUGGCACAGCCUAAAGCGAGGCUCACUCUCUCUGACAUCAGUGUUACCAAUAGGAUGAACAGCGUGAGCCCUGUGUUCCUGUCUUUCAUGCCCUCCCUGUCACCAGUCUGUCCAUGGAAUCCCGGGGCUCCCCAGGUUGGGGUGUCAUGUACUACUUCAUGACGACAGACUCAGGUGGGCCCACACUUGAUGCUCAGUGAGCAUCUCUUCUCAUAAAAUGCAUAUUAAAAUAUACUCAGACGUAGCGCUUUAUUUUGACCACAUUUUAGAUUAAAUAGAAGUCUAACACACAUUUCCUCCUCUCCUGGUUGUUUCUUAAGAGAAAUAGCCAGACUCCAAAGGCAUUAAGACCCAGCCCCUCCAUAAAAAUCUGUGGUUCCCUAUGAUGCAGGGCCAUUUUAAAAACCUUUGAAGACUGAAGAGAAGGAAAAGAUCUUUAAUUAACUGCCAGUGUGUAUUGAUUUCUUUCAGAGAAAUUGAAAUAAGCUCCUUGCAGGUGUCCAAUCCUAGGAACCACUGGUCUCUCGAUCUCUUCUUUUGCAUAAGUGUUUUUCUGAUUCUGUGGUAACUAAUUAACUAUCAUUUGGUGAUUAAAAGAACAUAAAGUGAGAGUCUGAUUAAGUGUCCUUCACUGUAAACUCUGUGAGAAGUGAUUGGAGAGAAAUACCUACCGCAAGCCCUUCUGGUUCCCAGUGAAAUGCCAUUGCCUGCUUGUCAGCUGCAGCCAAGACACACGCUGUACAUGGCAGCGGGGAGAUUUAUUCCUUUAAAAAUAACCUGGGCCCUUGUUCCCCAUUCAUGGUGAUAUUUGAAGUGCCCGCCUCUUGUCACUGUGCUCCUGUUCUUGGACGCCUACCCAGGUCAGAGGAUCAAGAUCUUCUUCUGAGGGACAAGGCUACUUCAAGAGGCCAGUGUCCUUGUUGAGUCUCUCUGGAUUUUUAAUUGCAUGACAUAUGAGAGGCGGGGGGUGGCAGUGACCCACAUUUAAUUUUAGAACAUGUCUGUAAGUUCCUUGUCAGAGAGUGGGUUUGGGGGCUUUCUAAAUGUUUUAAGAGACACAGCUGAGGGUGUCCUGGCACCUGGCACCCAAGAGCCUACCAAACCAAAGGGCCUGGUGCUGUAAUUGAAAGGUAUCAUAUUUGAAUGGGGGGCAGUCAUUUGGAGUACCCUGCAUACCAGCACAGCAGCCUCCACAUCCCAAAAGGCAAUGGCUCACUGCCUUUUCUAUUGCAAAGAAGGCUGAUGGGGUCCAGCUCUGUAUUCCUCACUCACUGUUUCGGGACCCACAGAGACUUUGUGCCACGUAAGCCCUCACACUGUGAUCUCUGUAACUGGCCCUUGGACACCCAUGUGUCUGCAAGACCCUACAGGGGUCAGGAGACAGUCUUCCCGAGGAGAGGUAGCUGGGAGCCCUGAGCUCUGCCCUCACCUCCAAUCCUGCCUCAGAACAUGGCAGCCAGACAGACGGUUUGUACCUGGCUCUUCAGCCUCAGCUCUUCAGGCUGGUUCUGAUGAGUGCAGAAUGACAGUGGGGAGUUAGCUCAUGGAAUCCCUUGCAAGUCCUUAUUUAAAUUUGUUUUGAAGGGACAAGCAGCACAACUCUGGUUAAUUAUUUGAUUUCAUCCAUUUUUAAGGAAGAAAUGGGAUCUACAAGAUUCAACCUGUUAACUGUGCCUUCCGUUGGGAGAGGGCGGAGCUUCAAUGAUAAAAGGUGAUGGUUUAAGAUAGCCCAUGAAUGAUUUUUUUUUUAAUUGGGUUGGUGAGAUCUCUUUGUAGAGACACUCGCUGCCAAGGCUGCCGACACAAGUUCAAUCAAUGGGACUCACAUAGUGGGAAGAGAAUUCCACAAGUUGUCCUCUGAUCUCCACUUGUCGUCCCACCACACACACACACACAGACACACACUCA